Molecule: messenger RNA, 279 nt
Organism: Dictyostelium discoideum AX4
Lineage: Eukaryota; Evosea; Eumycetozoa; Dictyosteliales; Dictyosteliaceae
Exons: 1
Source: RefSeq, a predicted model, not a curated record
AUGGCAAGCUCUUCACCAAAUAUAGCAUCACCUCAAUUAGGUAUAAGGAAUAGAUUUUUGAAUACAAGUAGUGGAAAUAUAAAUUUACAAACCAAUAAUAAUAAUAAUAACAAUAACAAUAAUAAUAAUGAUAUAAAUGAUAAUAUAGCAUCACCUCCAAUUUCAAAUAAUAAUAAUAGUAAUACAGCAUGUUCGCCGCAAUUAGUGUUACCUACAACACCUACACCAACAUCUACCAAUAUUUUAAGCCCAUUAACUAAUAGCAACAUACCGAUAUCA